Molecule: messenger RNA, 7211 nt
Organism: Suricata suricatta (meerkat)
Lineage: Eukaryota; Metazoa; Chordata; Mammalia; Carnivora; Herpestidae
Gene: WASHC4
Product: WASH complex subunit 4
Exons: 33
Coding region: 1508-5014 (1168 amino acids)
Biological process (GO): endosomal transport; endosome organization
Cellular component (GO): endosome; WASH complex
Source: RefSeq, a predicted model, not a curated record
GAGCGGCAGGGCAAGGGUUGCGGAUGGGUGCUCGCCGGCCCGCCUCAGCCCCCCACCGGCGGCGCUCCUGCGGGAGGGCUCUGCGUCGCAGUCGCCGCGCAGCCGUCCAGUUCGGGACACUUGCUGCCCCUUGGAGUGUGAGAGGGACGCGCUCUGGAGCGUUACUUUCGGGGUUGGGUCCCCGGCGGCGGUGGGUGAGGCCGGCCGGGUCAGGGCUCGGCGUGCGGGGCGGUGGCUCUCCCGAGGAGCCGGCGGUGGCCGAGGCAGCGGCGUCCCCUCUCUGCUACCCGGGCCGGGCGGGGCGCGCCCGGCGAGGCCCAGCGGCCCCGGGAGCCUAGGCUGGCCCUGCCUCUGGCCUCUCGGGGCUUUCGCCACAUGUGCACUUCUAGAACGGGCUGAGGUCCGGGUUCCUGUUUUCGCUUUCCUGUUUUUCUACUUUUCCUCCAAUCAACUUUUGGAAGUUUGAGUAUUUUUUUCUGUAUGUUCUUAUAGCGUAGAAGACAGCGAAAAAGCACUCUUUAAGCGGAAAAAAUAAACAAGCGAGUGUCCAUUUAUCUCCUUCCUUGCCUUUUAUUUCCAAGUAGCGUUUUUUGGGGAUGACCUAUGGCUUCUGUUGCACCUCGCAAGAUUUCAAUAAUUAAGCAACUUUUACUUAAUAAAAUCGAGUUGUUUCGUUUUUAACUUGGAAGUCCAACCCAGAAAACCCUAACAAGUUCAGUUCUGCGCACCAAAGGUGGAGGCCAUAUAAUUAUUUUAGUGAAACUCUACUUAAGAUUAAUAUAGAUUGGUAAUAUUUCUUAUCGGUACUGCUGUUAAUUUGUUUAAGUAAUAGAAGAAAUUCUCCCGCUUGUGAAUUUGUUUAUUCAUGCAGUUUUCCCAAAAGGUGAAUGUAAUUUUUAAAAAUUACGUGAACUUUGCUUAACUUUACAAAGAAAAAUGUGUACAGACUUAUAUGUAAUUAGGUUUUAGUGGCAUCUCAAAGAAGCAUGAGCUUAAUUGAUCAUGGUUUGCAGUUUUUCAUAGAACAUUCCUUAAGUUAGUAGCUCUUACGCUGCAUUAAAAAAACAACAAUCUUGGUGGUAAUGACACAGUCCUUUUUUGUGGAGAGGAUUCUGUAUUUACUGUUAAAGUGAACUGCCUUGUCAUGUAUGAGGUUUUAUGGACAGAGUCCCUUACUCUAGGAUCUUCAAAAAAUUGUAAUGAAAAUAUAUUGCUAGGUUUGAAAAUGGCUCACCUGAGGGUGGAAUGAUCAGAUUCAGUCAACAGACAUUUUCUGCAUCCCAGGAACUGUACCAGGUGUUAGGGCUGCAAAGAUAACGCAGAGAAUAUAGACAUGAGCAUGUAAGUAUGGUUUUGGAAUUUUACUCUCGAGGAAUCUCCACGGGUUUCUUCAAAUCUUUUUAUCAUAACUUGUACUAAUUUGACAACUAUUCAUUAUUUUAUCAGCAGGGAACUUUAAUGUUAUUGCAGGUUGCUGUGUGAAUUCCCAAACAGAUUAAAUGCCAGCAUGCUUUUCUGGUGUUGUCAUGAAGACCUCAUUUGCUGGUUAAAUGCAGAAAUUCAUGCUGAAGUCCAACUUAAGAAUUAUGGGAAAUUUCUUGAGGAGUAUACAUCUCAACUGAGAAGAAUUGAGGAUGCACUAGAUGAUUCAAUUGGUGAUGUUUGGGAUUUCAAUCUUGAUCCAAUAGCAUUAAAGCUUUUGCCUUAUGAACAGUCUUCCCUUUUGGAACUCAUAAAGACUGAAAACAAGGUCUUGAACAAAGUCAUUACUGUAUAUGCUGCACUUUGUUGUGAAAUCAAGAAAUUAAAGUAUGAGGCUGAAACUAAAUUUUAUAAUGGUCUCUUGUUUUAUGGAGAAGGAGCUACAGAUUCUAGCAUGGUGGAAGGUGAUUGCCAAAUUCAAAUGGGAAGAUUCAUUUCAUUCUUACAGGAACUAUCUUGUUUUGUUACGAGGUGCUAUGAAGUGGUGAUGAAUGUAGUCCAUCAAUUGGCUGCCCUCUAUAUCAGUAACAAGAUUGCACCCAAAAUUAUAGAGACAACUGGAGUUCAUUUUCAGACUAUGUAUGAGCACUUGGGAGAGCUGCUAACCGUUUUGCUUACCUUGGAUGAAAUCAUUGAUAAUCAUGUCACAUUGAAAGAGCACUGGACUAUGUACAAAAGGUUACUGAAAUCUGUCCAUCACAAUCCUUCAAAAUUUGGAAUUCAGGAAGAAAAACUAAAGCCAUUUGAAAAGUUUUUGCUGAAGCUGGAAGGGCAGUUACUUGAUGGAAUGAUAUUUCAGGCCUGUAUAGAACAGCAGUUUGAUUCUCUCAAUGGAGGAAUAUCUGUGUCAAAAAAUAGCACUUUUGCUGAAGAAUUUGCACAUAGUAUUCGCUCAAUUUUUGCAAAUGUAGAAGCCAAACUUGGAGAACCUUCUGAAAUUGAUCAGAGAGACAAGUAUGUUGGAAUUUGUGGACUUUUUGUACUGCAUUUUCAGAUAUUUCGGACUAUUGAUAAAAAGUUUUAUAAAUCUUUAUUGGACAUUUGUAAGAAGGUACCAGCCAUCACUCUAACUGCUAAUAUUAUUUGGUUUCCUGAUAAUUUUUUGAUCCAGAAAAUACCAGCAGCUGCCAAACUUCUAGACAGAAAAAGUCUUCAAGCCAUUAAAAUACACAGAGAUACUUUCCUACAGCAGAAAGCUCAAUCACUUACCAAAGAUGUGCAGUCUUACUACGUCUUUGUGAGCUCAUGGAUGAUGAAAAUGGAAUCUAUUUUAUCUAAAGAGCAGAGAAUGGAUAAAUUUGCUGAAGACCUCACCAAUAGAUGUAAUGUUUUUAUACAGGGCUUCUUAUAUGCAUACAGUAUUAGUACCAUUAUUAAAACCACAAUGAAUCUUUACAUGUCGAUGCAGAAGCCAAUGACCAAAACCUCAGUUAAGGCAUUAUGCAGGCUUGUAGAACUUCUCAAGGCGAUAGAGCAUAUGUUCUACAGAAGAAGCAUGGUUGUGGCUGAUUCGGUUUCACAUAUAACACAGCACCUUCAACAUCAGGCUCUUAAUUCUAUUUCUGUAGCCAAGAAAAGAGUAAUUUCUGACAAAAAAUAUAGUGAACAGCGUCUUGAUGUGCUUUCUGCUCUGGUUUUGGCUGAGAACACUCUAAAUGGACCAAGCACAAAGCAACGAAGACUUAUCGUAUCUUUGGCACUAAGUGUUGGCACACAAAUGAAAACAUUUAAAGAUGAAGAACUCUUUCCGUUGCAAGUAGUCAUGAAAAAGCUGGAUCUUAUCAGUGAGCUUAGAGAGAGAGUCCAAACACAAUGUGACUGCUGUUUUUUGUACUGGCAUCGAGCUGUCUUUCCAAUUUAUUUAGAUGAUGUAUAUGAAAAUGCUGUUGACGCAGCCAGAUUACACUACAUGUUCAGUGCUUUACGUGACUGUGUCCCUGCUAUGAUGCAUGCCAGGCAUUUAGAGUCCCAUGAAGUCCUCCUGGAUUGCUAUGACAGAGAGAUCACGGAGAUCUUAAAUGAGCAUUUAUUGGACAAGUUAUGCAAGGAAAUAGAGAAGGAUCUGCGGCUUUCCGUGCACACUCAUUUGAAACUGGAUGACCGAAACCCUUUCAAAGUUGGCAUGAAAGACCUGGCCCUUUUUUUCUCUUUGAAUCCAAUUCGAUUUUUCAAUCGUUUCAUUGACAUUCGAGCUUAUGUAACUCACUACCUAGACAAGACCUUCUACAAUCUAACAACAGUAGCUCUUCAUGACUGGGCCACUUACAGUGAAAUGAGAAAUUUAGCUACCCAGCGUUAUGGAUUGGUUAUGACAGAGGCUCAUCUUCCUAGUCAGACUCUGGAACAGGGCUUGGAUGUUUUGGAAAUUAUGAGAAAUAUUCAUAUAUUUGUGUCUCGAUACCUCUAUAAUCUCAACAAUCAGAUUUUUAUUGAACGGACAAGCAAUAACAAACAUUUGAACACUAUUAAUAUUCGGCAUAUUGCUAAUUCAAUUCGAACACAUGGCACAGGAAUCAUGAAUACGACAGUUAAUUUCACCUACCAAUUUUUGAAAAAGAAGUUUUAUAUAUUCAGCCAGUUUAUGUAUGACGAACAUAUCAAAUCCAGAUUGAUAAAAGAUAUUCGGUUUUUCAGGGAAGUCAAGGACCAGAAUGAUCAUAAGUAUCCUUUUGAAAGAGCAGAAAAAUUUAAUCGGGGCAUCAGAAAACUUGGAAUUACCCCAGAGGGACAAAGCUACCUUGAUCAGUUCAGGCAACUCAUCAGCCAGAUUGGUAAUGCUAUGGGCUAUAUACGAAUGAUAAGAUCUGGUGGCCUUCAUUGCAGCAGCAAUGCCAUUAGAUUUGUGCCUGAUCUUGAAGAUAUUGUAAAUUUUGAAGAACUAGUAAAAGAAGAAGGUCUUGCAGAAGAAACAUUAAAAGCAGCAAGGCAUUUGGAUUCAGUUCUCAGUGAUCACACACGAAAUUCUGCCGAAGGCACAGAAUAUUUCAAAAUGCUUGUAGAUGUUUUUGCUCCAGAAUUUCGAAGGCCAAAGAAUAUACAUCUUCGAAAUUUCUAUAUCAUUGUUCCCCCUCUGACCCUCAACUUUGUAGAGCAUUCCAUUAGCUGCAAGGAGAAAUUGAAUAAAAAAAAUAAAAUUGGAGCUGCUUUUACUGAUGAUGGCUUUGCUAUGGGUGUGGCUUACAUUUUGAAGCUUUUGGAUCAGUACCAGGAAUUGGACUCACUUCAUUGGUUCCAGUCUGUUAGAGAGAAGUACGUGAAGGAGCUAAGAGCGGUUGCGAAGCAGCAGAAUGUGCAGUCAGCUAGUCAGGAUGAAAAACUGCUACAAACCAUGAAUCUUACUCAGAAGCGACUGGACGUCUACCUACAGGAAUUUGAAUUGCUCUAUUUCUCACUGAGCAGUGCAAGAAUUUUCUUCAGAGCAGACAAGACUGCAGCGGAAGAAAACCAAGAAAAGAAAGAAAAAGAAGAGACAAAAACAAGCAAUGGAGACCUGUCCGACAGCACUGUGUCUGCAGAUCCUGUUGUCAAAUGAUACUGAUGGUACGCGUUGUCCCUGUGAAGUCAUCAGAAUUUUGUCCGUACUGUUGCCAGUGAGAUGGACACUAGCAAGCUAAUGGUGAAGUGUUUCCUGGGCCACAUCUCUGGUAAUAGGUAGAUGUCACAGCUCUUUAAGGCAGUGCUGUUAAGUCUGUUCUUCUCCCGAAGGCUCGAUCUUCUUUUUAAAGGUUGAGAAUGAGAUUUUUAAUUGGACUUUUGCCUUGACUGUAGGCUGGCAGAUAUGCGUGUGGAGAGUUACUUGAAGUGAAGUUGUAGAAGGGCCAAACCAAAUUCCUAAGCUGCCGCCUCAGAUCUCUUGAAAUCUAUAUGAGAGUUUAAAAUUUGUACUUGCGUAGAUCUUUGAUCCAUAUUUGUUUCAGUCAUUGGAAAUUCAGUGCAUAUACUCUGUACAGCCAGCAAAUACGCGUUUAAACAAAGUUAAUUAAGUCUGAAAUUUACGAAGCAAACAUAUCAACAUUAUUAUUAUAACAGGAAGAUAUACAAAUGGCUUUGAUAGAGGUAACGCACAAGUGUGCUGUGUACUUUUCAUGUGCAGUAUAAAACUGGUUCAUUGUUAAUUCCACGUGACUCACAAGAGCUGUUCAUGUCUUUGAUAAGACAUUUUAUAACUAGUUUACAUUGCUUUGAGAACAUGUAACCUCCAACAACUGCUUUAAAUUUAAGAUUUACUUAAUACUCAAGAUGAAAGAAAUUUCAGAGAAAGCCAUAGAGUCCUGCUUGAAACUUCACUUUUGGUUGAAGUCACUAGGUGUGAUGACAGAGAAAAUUGUAUGGAUUUUUAUUUCUACAUCCAAACUCAGGUUUCUUCUACAUGAGGUUCAACUAAAGUCUUGGUGAUGGUUUGGACAGACUUUUCUUUAAAUCAAGUAUAAUCUAAGACAUCAGAUUAAGCACUGUGCAGGCUUUUAAAAAAUUACCACUGUGAGAAUAAAGUUCUAAUAAAUCAUUUACUGAUUUGAAAAGUACAGUAAGAUUUUGGGUAAAAUUAGUUUCUGGCAGGCUACGAGCUUUAUUUUUGUAAAGAUUAUAUCAGUUUAUAAUUAAAUGGUUAAUCAUGGCCUAUAUAAUCUAAUCUAAUACAGUGAUACUUUUACAAUGAAAACCAAGUUUAAAACUGUACACAUAAUACUAACAUCAUUUGGGAAACACUUGAUUUUUCCAUUGCACUUGCCUAUUAAGCAUUUCUUUGGGCAUAUCCUGCAAGUAAUUCUAAUGUUUAAUUUCCAGCUUUGGGAAGAGGUGUGCAGUGCCCUAUUUGUAUGCAUUGUUACUGGCAGGGUGACUUUCUCAGCCCAAGAUAAACACUUCCACUGUUCAGAGUCAGAAGAAACAGAAUAGGUAGGAAAUCUUUUUUGUUUAUUAUGUAAACAUGACUUUCAGAAUUAUGUACAAUGGGUGGAUUAAAGGCAUUUAAUAUCUGUAAUUCAUACUAACUGUAGAAAUGGCCCUAAAGCAUGCUGCAUAAUUAGUAAUUUAUAUUUUCAUUAUUGUAAAUGUUUAUUAUAUUAAUGAUCUUGCUUUUGAUUGUAACAAAUUCAUCACCAUUUCAUAGCAACAAUAUUAUUCUGUUUUUUUUUCUGACUUCCCUAAAACAAUUUCCCUUAAUAAUGAUAGAAAUUGUAAUUGGAAGAGAAUCCCCCACAUAUAUCCGUUAUUAUCGAUUUUAUGAAUACUAUUUAGAGUUCAUAUGCUGACUCCAUGGAUACCUACAGUUGAGAAGAAAGCGAUAGAUUUUUAUUUUGCCAUUAGCGCAAAAUAAUGUCACUGUAGUCUGGAUAAAUUACACAUAUUUGAAAUAAAACCUCUGAAAAGAUUAAGCAUAUUGAAAUGCUGUUAAAGUGCAGAGCAGUAGGGCUUCAGUGUUUCAUACCUAAGUCAAUACACACAUUUGGAUGAUGGUUUUCUUUGCUUAAUAUAUUAAUGUUAAAUAUUACUUUCAGACAUACUGUAAUUUAAAAUUAGUGUGAGCAUUUGUUGUAAAUUCACAAGAAACUCAAUAAUGUUCAAAUUCUCAGGAACUAAGGACUAACCAUAGCUUUGUCAGUUCCAAUUAAGUUUUGUAAAAGAUGGCAAGUUUGUUACCUCACUUGAGUGGGGCUUCCCCUUCCCCUAAUUCUAAGAGAAUAUAAUAUGUAUAAUAAAACAUUAAUAAAUAUAAUUUCAAAAGUUUA